Messenger RNA from Penicillium hordei, 1092 nucleotides. Its product is annotated as TauD/TfdA dioxygenase family protein. The transcript has 3 exons. Lineage: Eukaryota; Fungi; Ascomycota; Eurotiomycetes; Eurotiales; Aspergillaceae. The record is from RefSeq and is a predicted model, not a curated record. Gene Ontology annotation, molecular function: oxidoreductase activity. The coding region runs from base 1 to 1092 and encodes 363 amino acids.
AUGCUAUCCAUCCGACCUUUAAAACACGCGCCCAGGUCCGCUGUUGAUUUCGGGGUAACAAUCGACAAUAUUGACCUCGAGAACCUGACCGAUGAUGACUUCGCCAUCAUUCGUGACGCUCUAUAUAACCAUCAUCUUAUUCUAUUCAAAAAUCUACCGAAUCUCUCCCCCAAAGCUCAAUACGAGCUGACCAAACGUUUUGAUCCGUCCUCCGAAGCGUACGGCCACGACAAAACCUGUAGUCAUGACAUGCACAAAUUUUUCAUGGGAGUCCCCGACCAGCCCCAAGUCCAGAUUAAGGGACAUGGCUUCGUCGAUUCUUUCAUGGGCCUCCACAACAUCAAGCUGUGGCAUCCUCACCAUCGUAAUUCUCACCGUGAAGUGAUUCCCGAGGACAAAAGUGACGCAUAUACCCGCUUCAAUCGCUGGCAUAUUGAUGCGGCGUUGUAUGAUCUCAAUCCGCCCAAAGUCACUACCCUUAUGGCGGUGAAAGUGCCCCAAGGACGUCGCCAGACAGUAUUAUACGAUGAUGGUUCAGGAGAGGAGCUGGAUGCAUCUCUCGCAACCACAGCGUUUAUAUCUGGUGAGAAUAUGUUCAACAUGCUUUCUCCGCAAGAUCAGGAAUUUGUCCGCACAAGCAAAGCUGAAUACGCGCCACAUCCAUUCAACUGGUGCAAACCCGCCAAAGUGCACCCCACCGGUCUAAGCAUAUAUACCGAAGGCCUCGAAAUGCCCGAAUCCGAACUACCCCCUAUAGACCCUUCCAAGAUUCAAAUUCUACCCAUGGCCUGGAAGAAUCCGGUAACUGGUAAGCUAUCUCUACAGGUCCACCCAAGUGCAAUUCGCAAAAUCCAUCUCGAGGACGGGAGUAUUAUCGACAACUUAAAACAGGUUCGAGAUGUUAUCUACUGUCUUCAACGUCCUGCAAUCAGCCCGCAGUAUGUAUAUGCACAUGACUGGGAGGAGGGAGAUAUGGUGCUUUUCAAUAACCACGGUGUAUUACAUACAGUUGUGGGAUCGUUGAGACCGGAUGAUAUAAGAAUUUUUAGGCAGUGCAAUCUUGCUGGGUCGGAGCCCCCAGAGGGGCCGUGA